Molecule: messenger RNA, 2535 nt
Organism: Phanerochaete carnosa HHB-10118-sp
Lineage: Eukaryota; Fungi; Basidiomycota; Agaricomycetes; Polyporales; Phanerochaetaceae
Exons: 5
Coding region: 326-2317 (663 amino acids)
Biological process (GO): mitochondrial translational elongation
Cellular component (GO): mitochondrion
Molecular function (GO): translation elongation factor activity; GTP binding; GTPase activity
Source: RefSeq, a predicted model, not a curated record
UACACCCCAUUCUAAGAUCUUGCACUUUGUAGAAGCGUUGUAAGCGCGGCCUGCAUGUGCUGGCUAUCAUCUGGACAAGCACACAUCUCAGUCUCAUCUUGGAUCUAAGUUGCUGUGUGUCUUCUGGGACGCGUCUCAGGUCGUUCCAUGGGUAGACCAGCCUGUGACCGACCGUACAGCAUGCUAUAUCCAGAACGCCAUUCUUUUUUCUACCUACCGUCUUACCCGCGGAGCAUGGCAGACAUGGCUUGAGGUCGAGAACAAAGGGACUAACCGACGUGCUGUUACCAUUUAGGUCCGUGGUCGUGACAAUGUUGGUGCCAAGAUGGACAGCAUGGAACUCGAGCGCGAGAAGGGUAUCACUAUUCAAAGCGCGGCAACGUACUGCAACUGGAUAGCCACGGAACCGGUCACUGGCAAGAAAGAAAACUACCACGUUAACAUCAUCGACACACCCGGACACGUCGAUUUUACCAUUGAGGUUGAGCGCGCGCUGCGUGUGCUCGAUGGUGCCGUUCUAGUCUUGUGUGCGGUCGCCGGUGUUCAGAGCCAGACCACAACGGUCGACCGUCAAAUGCGUCGGUACAACGUUCCCCGAAUUUCGUUCAUCAACAAGAUGGAUCGCCCUGGUGCGAACCCCUGGAGGGUUAUUGACCAGAUUCGGACGAAGCUCAGGAUGCCGGCUGCUGCGGUUCAGGUUCCCAUUGGUGUCGAGGACGACCUUCGUGGUGUCGUCGACUUGGUUCGCUGGAAGGCCAUCUACCACGAAGGCGAAAAGGGUCAGGUUGUCAUAGAGAAAGACGAGAUCCCGGAAGAGGUUCUCGAGCUUGCUAAGAAGAAGCGCGCCGAGCUCAUUGAGCAGCUUGCUGAGGUCGACGAGCAGAUUGGCGACAUGGUCAUCAUGGAAGAGGAGCCCAACACGGAACAGCUUGUCGCAGCCAUCCGCCGUGCGACUUGCGGUCUCAAGUUCUCUCCGGUCUUCAUGGGCUCAGCAAUCAAGAACACGGCCGUACAACCGAUGCUCGACGGUGUUUGCGCGUAUAUGCCUACUCCAUCCGAGAGCGUCGUCACCGCUCGGGACUCCACUCUACCUGUUAAUGCUCCGCUAAUUCCUCUGGUUCCUGCCGCUGCUGCUCCACUUGUUGUGCUCGCAUUCAAGCUGGAGGAAGGCCGUUUUGGUCAGCUCACCUACAUGCGCAUCUACCAGGGCAGUAUCCGCAAGGGUCAGUUCAUUUUCCACGCUCGUACUGGCAAGAAGAUCAAGGUCUCGCGUCUGGUCCGCAUGCACAGUAACGAGAUGGAAGACGUUGAUCAUAUCGGUCCUGGCGAGAUCUGUGCCAUCUUCGGUAUCGAGUGCGCGUCGGGAGACACUUUUACGGACGGUUCGACUAACUAUACCAUGUCUUCAAUGUUCGUCCCAGAACCGGUCAUCUCGCUCGCCUUGAAGCCUGUCGGCCAAGAGUCGCCUAACUUCUCUCGCGCUCUCAACCGCUUCAGGCGUGAAGACCCAACGUUCCGUGUACACAUCGAUCCCGAGAGCAAGGAGACGAUUAUCAGCGGCAUGGGUGAACUCCACCUCGAAAUUUAUGUCGAACGUAUGCGCCGCGAAUACAACGUUGACUGCACUACCGGCAAGCCCCGUGUCGCGUACCGCGAGGCCAUAACAGCGCGCGCAGACUUCAGCUACACACACAAGAAGCAGACCGGUGGUGCCGGCCAGUUCGCUCGUGUCAUCGGUUGGAUCGAGCCCAUGGAGAAGGACGAGGAAACUGGCAAGGAUGUCGCGUUCGUCAACCAGCUCAUGGGUACCAACAUCCCGCACCAAUACAUUCCAGGAUGUGAGAAGGGUUUCUUUGAGGCUCUCGAGAAGGGUACCCUUGCAGGCGCUCCCAUUACUGGCACUCGCUUUGUUCUCACUGAUGGUCUCGCCCACAUCGUCGACUCGUCCGAGCUUGCGUUCCGUCUCGCCGUCAUCGGUGCCAUCCGUGAAAUUUACUUCAAGGCGCAGCCCGUUAUUCUCGAGCCGAUCAUGACCGUCGAGGUCAUCGCGCCAUCCGAGUUCCAGAGCGCAGUCAUCGGUGGCGUUAACACCCGCCGCGGCACGAUCUUGAACAGCGAUGUCCGCGAGGACGAGUUCACCAUCACAGCCGAGGUGCCACUCAAUGACAUGUUUGGCUACUCCAACGCGCUCCGUGGUGUGACGCAGGGUAAGGGCGAGUUCACAAUGGAAUACAAAACUCACGCGCCUGUUCUGCCGAACUUGCAGAAGGAGCUCUCCGAGGCGUACAGGAAGUCGCUUCCUCAAGCCAAAAAGUAGAGCUUUUGCUAAGCCCACGACGUGAUUACCGUCCCCUAGAGUCGUAUAAUACAACACGGUGUUUAGAAAGACUUCGCAUCGCUAUCGGAUACUGUCUGCGCUAUAGAUGAUAGAUGUCUCUUACUGCUCAUGAUGUUGGCGCGAUGUCAGACGAAUGUGCAGCCAAAAUCAGUGUUGGUGCGAGGCUCCGCCAAGGUACCACAACGAAAAGCGAGGUC